Messenger RNA from Nicotiana attenuata, 1693 nucleotides. RefSeq lists its product as uncharacterized. Lineage: Eukaryota; Viridiplantae; Streptophyta; Magnoliopsida; Solanales; Solanaceae. Gene Ontology annotation, cellular component: nuclear envelope. The record is from RefSeq and is a predicted model, not a curated record. Gene Ontology annotation, biological process: nuclear membrane organization.
CGGAUGAUGCUAGAGAGCAGGACGAUAUUGGCUUGGAAGUGGAUGAGUUAAACAAGGAUCCUCAAUUAAGUGGAGAGAGAAGUACAACGAAGCACCUAAUCGAGCAGCUGCUUAUGCAGGAGACAUUUUCAAGGAAUGAGCGUGAUAGGUUAGUAACAAUCAUCAACUCAAGGGUUGUUGAUUUUUCAUCACUAGAAGGAGAAGGCAGUUUUGGUUUGCGCUCCGCAAUACCUGAUCAAGCAAUUGCAGAUGAUACACUGGACCUCAGCAGUCGUGCAAUUGUAGAAGCAAGGAAAUGGUUAGAGGAAAAGAGAGAGGAAAAGAGAGACGGACUGGGUUUAGAUAUUACUCACGGAGGUUUAAGCUCUGGAGUUAAAAACGUGGAUGAUACUUUUGGCUCACCGGUAGAUAUGGCUAAGUCAUAUAUGAAGGUUCGUCCUCCAUGGGCCUCUCCUGCUGUUGAUCAUAGUGGACUUGGAACCCCCUCACAUCUGAAGGCAAAGCUCUUUGAGGAAGGAACACCGCAUAGUGGGGAUUCUUCCUCUUCCUUAAAGAAAAUGAAUUCUUUUGCAUCUGGCUCAUGGAAUAUUCAUGAUGAAAUACGAAAAGUACGGUCAAAAGCAACUGAGGAUCUGUUACGUGCUCGCCCUUCCAAGGCAGAACCAAAAUCUGCAGUUGGUAAUUUGACAGGAACUAGUACCAGAGAGAAGAUAAAUAGCUCAAGUUCUUUGAGACUUACUAAACUGUCAGAUGUACCAAUUAAGUGGUCAGAUGUGGAAAUAACACAAGAUGGUGGAGAAAAUAUCACUCAGCCUCUACAUCCUGCCUCUUCUGUUCAGCUCCAUGACCAGGGUAUUGAGGUAAGUAGGGUUGGCGAGCAUGCUGCUUGUGAAUCGCACAGGCCCAAUGGUCCAGCUUUCCCCUCAGAGCACAGUGAUGGUCUUCAUAUAACUGGCGCUGAUGCACAGGAAGUGACUCAAACAAAUGCAGCACAAAGUUCUAAUGGCUAUACAUCAAUAGAAAUAGAAGCUAGUUUGUCUGCAGGUCUAACAUCAGGACAAAACAAUGUGCAUGUCGGCGGUGAGAAGCCGAAACCAGGAAUGUCGAGUCAGCAGAAAUUAACUGAAUCUACCCAAGUCGAGGAUAAGUGUGAGCUUCUUAGCGAAUCUGCUGUGGAUGUACCAGAAAUGAACGAAACAACCGACAGUCCAGCUGCUUCGAUGCCUAGUGAGGAAUUAUCACAGGAGGAACCGGGUUUGGUACGUGAGUUGGCAAAGAAUGGCAAAGUUGUGAAGCAACAAGGAAACAGACCAGUCAGAAAUGUGAGAAAGACUAGAGCAAAGAGGUAAAUGAUGAGAUACGCAGACCAGGCAGUUUGUAGACCUGAAGCUUAUGUAUAUUAGCUUGAAGAAGAAAUCUAAGCUAUUGUAGGAGUAUACUUGAUUAAUUUAAGCUAUUGUAGGAGAAUCCUUGAUUCAUCUUUUCCUUUCUUUGUUGACCAUGUUGUGUAGUUGUAUUCUUAAGUUCGUGUAGGGGACUAUUACCAAUAUUCUCUCUCUCUCUCUCUCUCUCUCUCUCUCUCUCUCUCUGUUGUGUGUGUUAGCACAAAAAUAUGAUGUUGCUUUCCAGGUUUUCUGUAACAAAAUUAUUUUUCUGUUGAAUCGCAAAAGUAUGCUUUUAUAGCAUUUAGAUC